GUGGCUUAUUGCCGUCAUGUUCUGAUGAGCGGCUACGAUUCAUUUGUAUUCUUACCAAGUUUAACAUCACGUCACCAAACAGCGUCGCCUGUUAGAGAUGUCUGGACGUGUGUGCGCCAGUGUCCUUCACAGAGCUUCAAGCUACACGUUGACACUUUCCAGCCACAUCGCUCCACAGACUCGACCAGCCCGCCAAUGUCACUCCUCCUGGGCUUCCUGCAGAUCAGACAAGUGGCGCCUCACUGCUGAGGACCCGGGGAGUUGUCGGCGGCAUCUCUCAACUCGUCACAAUCUCGACUUCCAUCUGAGCAGGGUUCAAGUCAACAGUAUUCUGCGAUCUAAUGAGCAGGAGAUCGUGAAUUUGCAAGAAUUUGAUGGCAGGGGACUCAGUGCUGUCAGAAAGUUUGAGAGCAACCAGCUGGCUGCUAACACACCCAAUGAGGACCGUCGCAGUGCAGCCACCUGCUUACAGUCAAAGGGCAUGCUCUUUGGAGUGUUUGAUGGCCAUGGGGGCUGGCCGUGUGCCCAGGCUGUGGGUGAGCGUCUGCUGUACUACACUGCAGUUGCAAUGAUGUCAAAGCAGAGGCUCAGGGAGCUUGAGACAUGCAUGGAGGAUGGCAGAGCUGUUCCUCCCAUCUUGCAGUGGUACAAACACCAUUCAGACUUUAACUAUCGUGAAUCUGCUUCCCUCUACAUUGACCGCCUCAGAGUGUUCUGGCAAGAAUUACUGGACAGUGAGGAACACGUUGAAGGCAUGAGUCCUAUGGAUGCUCUGGACUGCUCUUUUAAACGACUCGACGCUGACAUCUCCUUGGAGGCUCAAGUCCCUCUUUACAAUGACCUGAUGAAAAGCACAGCCAUCCAGGUGGCGUUUGCUGGAUCCACGGCCUGUGUGGCUCAUGUUUGCACGGACAGGAUCCAUGUGGCGAAUGCCGGUGAUUGCAGAGCAGUAUUAGGGGUGCUGGAGGAGGAUGGAUCUUGGAGUGCUUUGCCUCUUUCCCAGGACCACAACACACAGAACCAGGCUGAAGUGGAACGGAUCAAGAACCAGCACCCGACCUCCGAGAGACACACAGUGGUGACAGAUGACAGACUGCUUGGGGUUUUGAUGCCAUUGCGUGGGUUUGGUGACGUACGAUUCAAGUGGAGCCUUGAGUUGCAGCAGAGCAUUCUAGCCAACCUGGAAUCUGGAGUGGACCUGGACUCUCUCAACCUGUACCAGUACACUCCGCCGAACUACUUAACUCCACCCUAUCUGGAUGUGGUACCCGAGAUAACUCAUCACAAGCUGAGACCCCAGGACCGCUUCCUGAUCCUCGGCACUGACGGGCUGUGGGAUGAACUCGGGAACGAGGAGGCUGUGCGACUUGUUGGAGAGCACCUGAGUGGGAGUCACCCUCAGGCUCCUGUUUCUCCAUCUGAGAGGCAAAUGAAAUUAGGUUGGAUACAUAAACUCUUGCUGAAACGCAGGGCCCGUGUCUCCCCUGCUUUAGACAGCAACGCCGCCACACACCUCAUCAGACAUGCUCUCGGCACUGGGGAGCAUGGAGAACUGAGCCAGGAGAGACUGGCCACGAUGCUCGCCUUACCACAGGACCUAGCUCGAAUGUACAGGGAUGAUAUCACAGCUACUGUAGUGUAUCUGAACUCUGACCUGGGCAGACCGUAACACUGCUAACAAAAGGUUUUCUAUAAUGCUGGUCAAAGACUUUUUUUUGAAUCAAAAUGUUCCCUAUUCUGUUAUUUUCUGGAUAUUUAUGGACAGAAAGGAUGAUCAUUACAACCUGUUACAUACAUUGGCUAUGUGGCUAAAUACAUUUGAUCCUUAAGUAUAUUUAUAUUGGACAUUGUAUAUACCUCACCUGAGUUCUAUGUUAAAAGUGGUAAUGUGUGCAGUAAGUAUAACGUUACAGAAUAAAGCACUCUCUCACUUUG
Pseudoliparis swirei is the source of this 1935-nucleotide messenger RNA. RefSeq names its product putative pyruvate dehydrogenase phosphatase isoenzyme 2 (gene pdp2). Gene Ontology annotation, molecular function: protein serine/threonine phosphatase activity; cation binding. The record is from RefSeq and is a predicted model, not a curated record. The transcript has 9 exons. The coding region runs from base 98 to 1669 and encodes 523 amino acids. Gene Ontology annotation, biological process: protein dephosphorylation. NCBI's taxonomy places the organism in Eukaryota, Metazoa, Chordata, Actinopteri, Perciformes, Liparidae.